Molecule: messenger RNA, 2356 nt
Organism: Gamsiella multidivaricata
Lineage: Eukaryota; Fungi; Mortierellomycota; Mortierellomycetes; Mortierellales; Mortierellaceae
Product: P-loop containing nucleoside triphosphate hydrolase protein
Exons: 2
Coding region: 49-2325 (758 amino acids)
Molecular function (GO): ATP binding; nucleic acid binding
Source: RefSeq, a predicted model, not a curated record
CUCUUCCCUCUUCCCCCCUGUUUGCUCCUUCACCUUCGCCUUCCCAUCAUGUCAGCACUACAGUCGCUGCUCAGGAAAGCCUCCUUGACUUCAUCCUCAAUAUUGCCUCCAGGACGACUCCUUACAUGGAACCACACACUCCUCCUCCAACCUAGACCACACCUUUCGACUGCCUCCGUAUUCUCGCAGUUGACAUCCAGGCAGAGCUUUUCAACUAGCUGGACAGUAGCAGCGUACGCCAAGAGAACCCCUCGGCCAAAGCAACGAGUGGUCAAGGAACAGAAGCUGCGCGCCGUCCGGAGUACACCGACGUCAAAGGAGACUGCACAUAAUGCCAAGUUCAGUGGCAAGUCACCAACACAGGAACAGGUUCUCAAAUCCAAAACUCGGCAAUGGAAAAUCGCCGAUGGCCAGACCGCGUUCUCUUCAAAAUCAGCCUCCUCAGCACCACCACAGCGCAAACGGAUCGCCUCGACUUCGGUCUCAGUUACGUCUCUUGAAAAGGGAUCAAGGAACCCUCAGUUCGAACACUCGUUUGCCCCGGGGUUUGCUUCAGCCUACAGGACACGGACAGCUCGCACUGGACUGCCACUCAAGACCGGAAACGCAGGACGUGAUAAGGCGGCGGCGGCGGAACGGACACUAAUGGAGGCUGGUGCCAAAAGGAAAUCGGGACCCAAAGUUCGUGGAUUUGUGCCUGUGCGCUUUGCGUUGAAGUCCAUUGCCUCGGACGUCAAUAUGAACCUGGUCUCGAACAGGAAAAUACCCAUGUCGAAAUACAAGAAGUACGCACAAUCCGGAGAGACGGCCAACGGAUCGGCUGCUGGAGAUGAAACCGUCUUUGCAAAGGCCCAAGAGAGUGUGAAGGAGAUGAUGGAUAGGGUGGCGAGCAGUCGGUUUGAGAACAUGGGGCUUCAUCCGGAUGUAGCGAAGGGCGUUACAGAGCUCUUGUCAAAUUCGGGAGCAGCGGUCAAGACGCCCUCGUUAGCAGCAACAUCAACAAUUUCAGCGGACGAUUCGUUUGCAGGAAUCAAACCGACAGAAAUUCAGGCACUGACAAUCCCUGCCGCCAUUGACACUAGGAAAAAGUCGCCCUAUACACUUUGUGCCGCCGAGACUGGAUCGGGCAAAACCCUCGCAUAUCUGGUUCCUGUCCUCCAUCAGCUGAAGACACAGGAGGACAAGGCUGUGGAGCAGUACCAGAGAGAAGGAGGUGUUGACCAAGAAGGAAGCAAGAUUCGGGCCCUGAACACGAUCCGUCAGUUCAAUCAACCUCGAGCGAUUGUCCUCUUGCCUUCACGCGAGCUCGUUGCGCAGGUGUCUGGGAUCUUGAAGGAACUCUCGCACACGGUCAAAUUGCGGACGCUGGCGAUUUCGCAUGCCUUGCCGCCCAAGAGUAUCGCGCAAAGAUUGGCUGCAGGACCCGUCGAUAUCAUUGUUGCCACACCAACAAGCCUGCUGGACUUUUUGCCCAAGGAGAUCCAACAUGGAGGCCGCGAUCCUAAGCAGCACGAUGACGAGGAGCGGAAGAUCCGAGGCAAUGCAGGAUUGUUUGACGAGAACCGACUUUCACUAUCUUCACUAACACACCUGGUUAUCGACGAGGCCGAUACAAUGUUCGAUCACGGUUUUGGAGACGAGGUGACCAAAAUUGUCAAACAAGCCAAGGCUGUCAUCUCGAGCACAGAGGGUCCGGCAAAGGUCAUGGUCGUCUCCGCAACGUUACCUAAAAAGGUUUCGGAUACACUGGACAGCACAUUACCAGGGAUGCUCAAGAUCACCACACCAUCGCUUCACAAAUCCCUACCUGGUCUGCAUCAAACGUUCUUGGACUUGAAGCCCUAUUUUGGAAACCGCCCCAAGGCCAUUCUAGAUAUCUUGGGGAAGCAACAGCAAGUCGCAGGAAGCAAGCGAAAGGAGAACACGUUGAUCUUUUGCAACACGAAGCACUCGUGCGAGAUCCUGUACGAUCAUCUUAAGAAGAACAAAGUUCCGGGGCUUCUGGGCGUCCUGCAUGGUGACGCCCUCAAUCGAGAUGAAAUCCUGGAGCAGUUUACAGAUAAUGCCUAUGUGCCACCCGGCGGUCCGGCUGGAGGAAAGGUUUUGAUCUCGACUGAUAUUGCAUCCAGGGGUGUGGAUACCACGGCUGUGAACCAUGUGGUCUUGUACGACUUUCCGGUGACGAUCGUCGAUUAUCUGCAUCGUGUAGGUCGCACAGCACGCGGGGGUCGUGGUGGACGGGCAACAAGUCUUGUGGGACGCAAGGACCGUAAUCUGGCAGAGCGUAUCAUGAUGGGUAUCCGCAUGGGAACCGUCUUGUCAUAAAAACAUUGUAAAUCAUUUUAUUAAAAUCGAG